Oreochromis niloticus (Nile tilapia) is the source of this 6769-nucleotide messenger RNA. RefSeq names its product sorting nexin 19b (gene snx19b). The transcript is spliced from 14 exons. Lineage: Eukaryota; Metazoa; Chordata; Actinopteri; Cichliformes; Cichlidae. Gene Ontology annotation, molecular function: phosphatidylinositol binding. The record is from RefSeq and is a predicted model, not a curated record. Bases 288 to 3224 code for a protein of 978 amino acids. Gene Ontology annotation, cellular component: intracellular membrane-bounded organelle.
GCCUGCCCCAAUCGAUACGUCAUUGCUCGCAAUACAGGAAGUAAACAAACCAGACCGAGGAGUUGACGCCGAGAAGCUCACGAGACCUCUCACUGAGUGCUGGACGGCUCGUGCAGGGUGCAGGUCUGUUUGAGCUCGCCUCGCGCUGUAGUUCGUUGAAUGCAUUUAUGAGCAGGCGUCGCGCGCUCCUGGAGUAACGUGUCUUUGGAACAGGAGUGAUGGUACCCGGCAGGCCUGAUCUUCACUUCUCCAGUUGAGGCCAUUGAGACAGUAACCCCUGCAGCAUUAUGGCUGAGGUGUGGGGACAGAGGAGUUUGCUGGGCGUCGGUGUGGUGUUGGCCUGGCUUGUGCUGUUCCACCUGCUGGUCAACAUCUGGCUGCUGUGUGUCUUCACUAGCCUGCUCUUGGUGCUCGGGGGCUGGCUCGGUUCACAGACUGUUCUGGAGUCCAACAGUGUGAUUCACCUGGAGAGGUUUAUCACCUGGGAGCAAAUUCCAAAUUCUGAGAAGGAUGAAAAUGAUCUGGACCAGGAGAUCCACAACACAGUGAAGAAAAUCAUCAGAGACUUUGUUACCUCCUGGUACUCCACCGUGUCCUCUGAGAGUGCUUUUGAAACAGAGAUUGAAGAAGCCAUGAUCUCCAUGGCCGCGAGGCUGAAACUGCGAGCAAGAACAGCUGACAGGAAGGAACUGACCCAGAGGGUCCUCGAUCUGUUCAGCUGCCAUCUGCAGGACUACAUCAAAGCCAAGGAGCUGGUGACCGAGCAGCAGGUGUCUCUGAGAGCAAAUCGAAGCAGCGAGAACGAGCAGCUGUGGAAGGCUUAUUCCAGCAUCAGCACCCCUCACCUCGCCGUGACCAGUGAAACAGUGGAAAUCAACUAUGUUAGAGCAGUCACAGACUUGCUGCUGCAUGUUUUAGUGCCUUCACCUCACUUGGAAACGCGCACUGGACGGUUUGUGGUUGGAGAGCUGAUAACCUGUAAUGUCCUGUUGCCUCUCGUUGCCAAACUGUCUGACCCUGACUGGUUAAACCUUCUCAUACUUAAAAUAUUUGUCAGCCAACCGCCAGAGACAACAGAAUCACCAAAUUCAUCCCCGCUGCUACCCUCUCCACCUAACGACCCAGAGGUCGCUCCAACAUUGCAGACAGCACAUGUUCCUCAAAAGAACAGCGACGUUCCUCUGCAGAGAGCGGAGGCUGAAAAGAUCAAUCACACAGAGACUGCCACGCCCACGCCCGCAGCCUAUGAUGUGCCCGACUCUGCGGAGGCAGACUUUCCACAAUACAGCGCCGAAGAAGAUGAAACUGUUCGACCCUUUUUAAGGCGUUACACAAGAGGAAGCAAGUCAAACCCAUUUUACCAGGAAAAUGACUCUGACCCGGAUUCUCCUUUGGCUGAUUUUAAACGCAGUUCCAGUGAUUCUUUGGUCAUGAUCGGACAAGAUGAUGGUCUGGAUGACAGUAGGAAAGAUUGCGCCACAUCUGUCGAGACCAACGACGGGUUGGAUUUGGAGGAUGUUUGCCACAGUCCAGUGGAUGGCCAACCCAAAUUCGUGCUGAGUUCAGAAUCGGAGGAGCAGACUAAUGGCUGUGUCCUGCCAUCGCUCAGCACAGCAGAGGGGGGCUCCAGUAUCAGCAGGCUUCAUUCCUUGGAGAGAGAAGGAAUCGCCAACAGAGGCCUUCUUAUGGGCGCAGAGCAGACUGGGGUAGUGAAUCCCAAUGAGCUGAGUGUUGUCAGUACAUUGCAGUGCUGUUCCUCUGUUCCCACGUUCAGUUUUGAGCCCCUCAGCAGCCCCGAGGGACCCGUCAUCAUCCAAAACCUCCGCAUCACUGGAACCAUCACGGCUAAGGAGCACCGAGGCACCGGCUCGCACCCCUACACACUUUACACCAUCAAAUAUGAGACAGCAAUGGCUUGUGAGAACCAGGCAAGCAUCCAGGCAGGCUUUGAGGAUGCAGAAAUCGUACAGACGGGCUGUGAGAAUCCAUCUUCUGCUCAGUCUGUAGCCUAUCACAUGGUCAACAGACGCUACAGCGAGUUCCUCAAUCUGCAAACACGACUGGAAGAAAAAACAGAACUGAGGAAACUCGUCAAAGGCGUGAAAGGUCCAAAGAAAAUAUUUCCAGACAUGCCGUUUGGAAACAUGGACAGUGACAAGAUAGAAGCCAGGAAGGGCCUCCUGGAGAGCUUUCUAAAACAACUGUGCGCCAUCCCUGAAAUAGCCAACAGUGAGGAGAUGCAGGAAUUUCUCGCUCUCAAUACAGAUGCCAGGAUCGCCUUUGUCAAGAAACCUUUCAUUGUGUCACGCAUAGACAAGAUUGUGGUGAAUGCCAUUGUCGACACCCUGAAGACGGCGUUUCCUCGCUCAGAGCCUCAGAGCCCCACAGAGGAUAAUGACACUGAGGUGGAUGGAGGCAAAAUAGGUGCCGAUAAGAAGACCAGAUCUCGUCUGAAGUUCUCCAGUAAAAACGUUCCCUGUAUGAAUGGCUCAGACAUGAGACCUCCAGUUCUGUUCAGUAUGGAGCAGACCAGCACAAUGUUGAAUGGGAUGUCUCUGGGAUAUUUGCAAGCCUUUAUCAAUGAACAGGAGAAACAGACCAUGAAGGAUGAGACAGAGAGAGGGACCUGUGCAGGAUUAAGAGAAUUUGGAGGCCAUCUGGAUCUCAGGAAGAGUUGGGAACAUGGCAUCAGCUUUGAAUCUGAGAUGGCGCUGGCUGAGGUGGCUCUGAACAUCCUGUGUUUACUGAUGAAGGAGCAGUGGAGCUGGCUGUGCAUGGAAAACAUCCAGAAGACCAUCAGACUUGUGUUUGGGACCCUUAUUAACAGAUGGCUUGAUGUGAGUGUGUCCAACCUCACAUGUACCAGGUACUGGGUGGUGUACCUGCAGGUCAUCCAGGAGGCUGUGUGGCCCGGUGGAGUUUUGCCAACUGCCCCGGUGUUUGAACGCAGCCAGCAGCAAAAGGAUGACGCCAAACAACAAGCUUUACGCUGUCUGAUGAGACUCUUACCAGAUCUGGUCUCAGAUGUGUUGGGCUCAGAGAAGUACAGACUCAGCUGGCAGACUGUUCUGGACUCUUUUCAGGACCCCCACAUCAACAGACACCUGGUGUACUGCAUAUUUGAUCUGCUGCUGGAGUUCCUGGUUCCUGAAAUACCUGAAGAAAACUUCCAAAGAAGCCUGCUGCAAACCCUCUGCAAGAACCCAGAGAAGCUACUGACAUGAGGAGAUGCAUGUAAACCCACCUUCCAUCAUCUUAGCUUGUCUCAUCUACAACUCCCAGCAGUGUGACAGCAGGGCUGCUUCUAAUAUCAUGUUCUGCACUGAGAGUGUGAGUGGGUGAUUUUGGUCAAGUUGCGUCUCUGUCAGCCCGACUCUUCAGGGUGACUAAGAUCUGUGUCUAAUUAUGUGUUGAUGUAGUGACAUACGAUAUGAUGCUCUUGAACAUGGUGUCCUGGACACACACACACACACACACACACACACACACACACACACACAGACUACAUUUGAAACAGAUGUGAUUACAUGAGAGCACCUGGUGUGUGUUUGAUCUCACAGUGCACUGUUCAGAUCUAAACAUGUGGUAAAGCCUCCUGCGAUAUCCACUUCCAGCCUCUUCCUGUCUGCUAAACACCCCAGAUUUCAUUAAACUCCCUUCAGAUGGUCUUCACACCCUGCCCUUAUUCCCCUCCACGGUCUUUUGGUAGAAAAGCUUAAGAAGCAGGAUUGCUUCGUCCUUUUCCACUUAAGUCUCACAACACUCUCUCAGAGUCGCUGUAUCAGCUUGUUUCUGACUCAUCCUUCAGUAUCGCUCCGGAUCUGUACAGAGCCACACAUGUGAUUGUUACAUUAUACAUCUGGAUACGAUCUAACCUCUAAGUGAGGUGAAGGGUUGGACAGAUGAUGUUUUACUGGCCUGACGUCACAGUCCUUUAACAGUUGAUGCCUACAUAACAUAAGAAGAGUCAGCACAAAGACGGAAGGAUGGAAGGAAGAAAUAAAGGAUGUAGGAAGUGUCUUGGCCUAGAUCCAUUUUAAUGUCUCGCUUUAGUCUUUGCUUAAAUUGCAGAGCUUGAAUUACUAAUUAACCAGUUUUCCUAAAGAGUUGAUACAAUAUGUCAUUACUCAACUUUUCCUUUGAUCUAUGUACACUGAUGACUGACGAGUUACCGCUGCGUUGAGGAAACAAUUCUGCACUUUUUCCCAGCCUGUCAGCAUAAAUAGAAGCUGUUUGCUGGGGUCCAUCGCACGUUCUGACAGUUGAUUUUCCAAAAACAGCAGAACAUCUGACCACUGUGUAUUUGAGGGUCAUUCAUUCUCUGGAUAAGAAUGUGCCGGCUUGUAGAUCCAGUCUUUAUGUGUAGGUUGUCCAACGUUGCUUUGUGGGAGUACAGGGUUGAGAUCUGUCCAAAGUUUAAUAUCACCUCGGUGUCUGAUGAGCAUCCUCGCUGUGAGUGACUCCUUUAUGUACUGUCACACUGAGCUAUUUCAGGAAACCUUUCACAAACUGUGCACACGUAGGUUUCUUUCUUUGUAACGACAAACUCUUCAGCUGUGAUCAGUCCUCAAACAGAAGGAAGGAAGUGAUGACACAGCUGAUAGCACCUCUCAUAGCUCAAACUGAAAGUUACAGCUCAGUUUUGUCUGUCGUGGAACAAAAAUGACCCAUCUUUGCACUUUGCCGUGUUUUACUUAGUGUCCCAAGUUUUUUGUGGAAUGGGGCUGAAUCAGUUACAGCGACUAAAAACCUAAACUGAUCAACGGCAACAUGAAACCCAACUAAUGUUGUGCAGCUCCCCUUCCCACCACCAGAACAGCUGUGACUCAUCAGGGAUGUGGGAACUGGACCUGUGGGGGUUUCCUGUGGUGCCUGUGUGCAGGUAUUUGGUCCUGUGGGUGUACUGCACAUAUUCAGUCAGAUCUGUGAAAGGUUGGAAGCUCGGCUCCACGUUUAGUGUUGUCCUGCUGACAGAGUGAUUUUGCCAUUAUAGAUUAGCUGCUCUACAUGAUACCCAUAUGGAUGCUGGGACCCGCGGUUUCCCUACAGAACAGUGCACUGUACAAAUCUCAUCAGUUUAUAGACUUCAGCAAGUUUCACAUUUUUAAUUUUCAGAGUUUUUCUAUUGUGCACGCUGAAAAUGUUCAUAAAGACGCUUCUUGAGCCAGUAUAUAUGACCUUGUUGCAGACCUGCCUGAUGACCAUGAAGUGAUGCUGGUAACCCUCCCAUGAGAGCUGUAGCACAUGGUCUGCAGUCACUUUGAACAUAUUGUUGAAAGUUCUGGCACCUUUAACGGGCAGCCUUAGGGUCUCAUGAUCACAUAGAAAAUGUUACAGUUUCUCAAAGCAUCCUUAUGAACAAUGUUACAGCAUUUCAUUUGUUGUUACCCUCCCGUCUUAUGUUGAGCACAUCUAAUGUGACUGAAUCUGCACAUUCGCCUUGUUACAAACUGAGAUGUUGUUGUGUUUUGCACUCAUGUCCUUGUGAAGUUGUAUCAGUCUUGUCUUAACUUCCUGUCUUUCCUUUCCAUUAUAUUAAUGUGUCACUCGGUGUAUUUAUGAAAUUAUUUAUUUGUGCCCAUAAAAUCGAGACAGAUGUGCCAGUGACAGAGACGACAGGCCUCUGCUGUCAAGUGCUUCUAUGUCUCUGUGUCCUGCCUUACAGUGUGACUCUGCAGUGGAACCAUGCCUCAGCACAGCCCUCUGUACUGAAACACUUUACAAGCUUUGUGUUUUUUAACCGUGUCAGACUCUGCUGACUGCUGUGAAGGAUGUGUGUAACAGAUGGAACAGCACGUUAUCUUCCUGCUGUUGCUGCAACCGUGACAGGUAGUAGGUAGGUAGGUAGUAGUUAUUACCGGUGUAACAUUUACAGCAGCUGGUCCAGCACAAGCAAAGUGUGUUUCUCUAAGAAUGAAGACGUGCUGUUUUACGUGGGAGUGAUAGUAUAAUAUCUCACACAUUAAACUGAGUGGAUAUGCAGAGAAAUCCUGAUGUGUGCCAGGCUACAGUGUUCCUCUAACCCCUGUAAGCGCUCAGCCUUUCACAUAAAGCAUUUUCUCAAAGCUUACUGCCAGUUUUCUAAAAUAAAUGACUACGCGCUGGAGGCUUUACAUACAUAAUGGUAAAUGAGACAUUUUUCCCAAUAAUGAAAAGGUUUUAAUAUAAGAAGAUAUGGAGCCAUGAGUGUCAUGUGAAAAAAUGGAUUACCAGUCAGAGUCAGUACUGUAAAUACUUUCACGACAAAUCAGUGAUGCUGAGUGAUGCUAGGGAAACAGGAAGGUCCUAAUGUGGUCAUCUGUGAGCACAGCAGCCAAAUUCACUGCUGUUCAAAUCUUCAGUUCCUGAGGGAACAAGAUGGUUGGUUUGAAAGGUUUGUUUCAUGCAGAUGAACUGUGCUGCACCAAGGCCCAGUAUGAGCCAAAUAUGGCUCAUUUUAAACUGUGAAUCAUGCAAAGCUACUCUAAUGGAGUCUGAGAAAUACAACAUGUGGCUGGAAACAAAUAGGCCUGCUUUACUCAGUAGUAGAUGUGAGACAUUAUCUUUGUAUUGUGUUAAUGCCAAAAUAUACAGUAAAGAGCCACAUUUUUGUAAACAGCACAGACACUAAUGCAUUAUGUUAACCUGUUUGACUGCUCGGUUCCCCUCCUCGGUGUUUGUUGCCCGUCUGCACCGUGACUUGUGACCGUGUGCUCGUGCUGUCUUUGUAAACCUUCACAUUAAAAAAACCCCAAAACAAUAAAGUGACGAACCUGAGCUGUUAAAUCUG